GAGGUAAAAUAAAUAGUUCGUAGUCAAGUUAAUAUUUAAAUAUGUUUCAAUGAAUACGCCGAAUAAAAGUGUCAAAAAUGUUCAACAUUUUCGUCAUUAUUUUGGUGCUAUGUUUCGUAAAUCAAUCCCAAUCCAGUCUAAUUUGGGAUGCCUUUUUGUUGAGUUUAAAAAAUCUCGUGAAAGAAGAAGAUAUAUUGCGAUUAAAUCUAAGUAGAAGUUGUUCUUGGCAAGUAAAAGCUUUAUACCAGCAACCAAACAUAGUUUGGAAGAUGUUUGAUGCAUCUGCUAAAUUUCCUUACUCUGGAAUUCAAGAUACUGGUAGAGUCGAACUGGGAAAUUUCGAACAAUGUUUAGCUAUAGAUUAUAAAAACGAUGAGGUGAAAAUUUUAGGAAAAUACUGCUACGCAGGCUUAGUUAUUCCUGAUGUAACUAAUAUUACAAACACAGAUUUAUUUUAUAAAUUGGCUAUAUGUAUCCCAAAUGGAUGUUCUGCUGAAGAUAUACUUCUUAUUGUUGACCACAUUUUUCCCGGCUUUCCUCCUCUAUUUAUAGACCAAUUUUGUAGUACCAAAGUAAGCGGAUGGGACACUUCAUUUGGAACUUUAAUUACCAUGUGUAUUUUCCUCAUAAUAAUCUUUCUUUUAGUCGUUAGUACUGUUUACGAUUUUUACUGCCUGAAAUUUGAACAAAAACCAGCACACCCUCUAUUGUUGGCUUUUUCAGUAAUUACCAAUACCAAAAAUAUACUGAAAGUUUCUUUGAAAUCAUCUCCAGAAACCAUACAAAUUUUCAGUGGAAUGAGAAUUAUUAGUGUCACUUGGAUUAUAGCCGCACAUGGGAUGCAAAUUUUUAUGAAACAAGUUAUUCCAGUUAUGAACUGGGAUUAUGGAAAAUCUCUCCUUUAUAAAAGAUAUGCAUCAUACUUGUUGAGUGCUAAUUUAGCAGUAUCAACAUUUUUUUUCAUCAGCGGAUUUUUAGUCAGCUUUCUAUAUUUUAAAAGAAAAAUUGAACAUUGGUUGGUUCAGUUGAAAAAGCUUCCCUUGCUAUAUUUACAUCGCUACAUUAGACUUACUGCACCAUUGUUGAUGCUUUAUCUGUUUAUUCUAUAUGUAUACAAAUAUCUUGGAAGCGGACCAUUGUGGGAGUCUGGUACUGAAACUCAAAUAGGACAUUGUAGAAAGUACUGGUGGUCUUACUUUUUGUAUUUACAAAAUUACGUUAAUUGCAACGAAAUGUGUUUAGUACAUCUUUGGUAUUUAUCAGCUGAUAUGCAAUUAUUUUUCUUUGCUCCAAUCGUUUUAAUUCCCAUCAGUAUAUUGUUGAAAUCCAAAAAUGGACUGAAGCUAGCAAUGUUUAUAUUGGCUGGUUUGAAUAUUUUUUUUGUAAUAGCUUACGUCGGAAUUGCCAUCUUAUUUCCUUCAACAAACGACAGUACUCUUUAUACACACAGUAGAGUUCAGGACUAUUUUAUUGGAAUUGCGAUGGGAAUAUUUAUGAGAUUUACGAGAGAUGACUCGUAUUUUAAUAGUAUUAAUACUAAAUUCAUUUCAAAAGGAUUUUUAAACUUGCUUAUUUGGAUUAUCGUGUUAAGUGUGAUGUUUCUUAUAGUUUUAUUUUACGAAGAUGCUGAAAUGUGGUUUAGCUACAACAACAAAACUAUUUAUAUUGGUUUUGCUAGAUUCACGUGGUGCGUAGGUUUGUGUUGGAUUGUAUAUUCAUGCUACCACGGUUAUGGAGGUAUAGUUAACUGGAUAUUGUGCAGGCCGUUAUUUCAAGUCGGCGCUAAAAUUACAUAUAGCAUGUAUUUGUUACAUAUAUUGGUAUUAGCACAUCAUGGUUUCAGUAACAAAAUGAAAUUUUAUAUGGAUAUUUACGUAGCGUUUUAUUUAUUUUGUGGUUAUUUUAUUAUAUCAGUGAUUUGCGCUUUUCUAUGGUCGUUGGCUUUCGAAUCUCCAAUUCUGACGAUAGAAAAAUAUUUUUUCAGAAACACAAGGCAAACAGGAGUUACGUUCGCCAAUCACGUCAAGCGAACAGAAGAAGCUUAUGCAUAAUUUUUUCAAUAUAAUCAUAAAUUAUUUAAAAAUAUAAAGAGUUUCGUUUAUGAAAAA
Messenger RNA from Diorhabda sublineata, 2108 nucleotides. Its product is annotated as nose resistant to fluoxetine protein 6-like. The transcript is spliced from 13 exons. Lineage: Eukaryota; Metazoa; Arthropoda; Insecta; Coleoptera; Chrysomelidae. The record is from RefSeq and is a predicted model, not a curated record. The coding region runs from base 78 to 2051 and encodes 657 amino acids. Gene Ontology annotation, molecular function: acyltransferase activity, transferring groups other than amino-acyl groups.